This is a messenger RNA of Xiphophorus maculatus (southern platyfish), 1405 nucleotides long. RefSeq names its product germ cell-specific gene 1-like protein. Bases 1 to 1065 code for a protein of 354 amino acids. Gene Ontology annotation, cellular component: plasma membrane. Lineage: Eukaryota; Metazoa; Chordata; Actinopteri; Cyprinodontiformes; Poeciliidae. The transcript is spliced from 6 exons. The record is from RefSeq and is a predicted model, not a curated record.
AUGCUCGAGCGUCUGUCCCGCCGCUCUCGAUCCAUGCUUUCUCUGACAUUAACCUCUUUGGCUCUGGCCCUGUCCAUCCUGGCUCUCUGCACCUCCUACUGGUGUGAGGGCACCCACAAGGUGGUCAAGCCUCUCUGCCUGUCGCCUGUCAAAAUGAAGAACUGUGGUCAGAACAACAGUGAGCCUUACACAACAGAGAGCCCCACACAAAACCCUUUCAACCGGACACUGUCUCCAGCCAGAAGAGAUGAGCUGGACAAGAUCAGACAAAGACAGCUGGCCAAUGCCGUACACUACAUCUGGGAGACAGGGGAAGACAAGUUUGCCUUCAGAUAUUUCCAUACAGGCUUCUGGGAAAGCUGUGAAAAGCAGAAUGAUGGAGAGGUGUGUCGCAGCUUUAUCGACUUAACUCCAGGGGAAACACAAGGUGUGCUUUGGCUGUCGGUUAUUUCUGAGUUUACAUAUAUUGGCCUGCUGGGGAUGGGCUUCUUACUGAUGUGCCUGGAAGUCAUGUGCUCCCAUAAAGAGAUGCACGCACUAAAAAUCAAUGCCUUCGCAGCUAUUUGUACUGUGCUAUCAGGUCUUCUUGGGAUGGUAGCACAUAUGAUGUUCACCACAGUAUUUCAGAUGACAGUCAUCGUGGGCCCUAAAGACUGGAGGCCUCAGUCCUGGGAUUACGGCUGGUCAUUUGCCCUUGCCUGGGUAUCUUUUAGCUGCUGCAUGGGGGCUGCUGUCGUCACACUCAACUCCUACACGAAGACCAUCAUUGAGAUCCGUCGCAGGCAAAGACUCCGCUUGGACGAAGCAAGAGCUGCUGCUCGGGCCCCGUCAUAUGACGAAGUGGUUCCAGGAGGAGGGUUGUACUCCGUCAGCGGCCUGCUGCACUGUCCGGAUGGGAUGAUUGAUGUGGCAUGGGCCCCGAAUGGUAGCGUUGUCGGAGUGGGAAAUGGGGACGUGCCAACACUGGUUUUAGUGGGAGGCUGUGGCCCAGAGGGGUGUGAGGACUGCGAGCGUGAGAGGGACCAGAUGGGAGUGGUCUUGGAUCGGAUUGAUUCACCUUGUUAGGAGGGCCAGCUAUUCACAUAAACUAAAAGGGCAAAAUAAAUAAAUAAAACACUGCAUUGCUGCAGUGAUCAGAGAUGCUGGUUUGCUUUGACUUUUGAUUCCUUGGAACACAUUUAUGAGUCAAAGGUCAAACAAAUUGCUAAACAGAAGUGGAAAGUGGGUGUUGAAUUGAGUCGCCAACUGAUUUAAAAUGGAGGCUUCUUGCCUUAUGACUUGCACUGAGAGAAACAUCCAACGUUCACUUUGCAUCAACCUAUAAUGUCUGCUGUGUGACUGCAAAUAGCAACUGACUGCUUGUUUCCAAGAUUCAGGUAUAUUUGGAGUUUGAAAAGGUCUAUCG